This is a messenger RNA of Aptenodytes forsteri (emperor penguin), 1640 nucleotides long. It is a transcript of the gene CUNH17orf58, whose product is annotated as chromosome unknown C17orf58 homolog. The coding region runs from base 3 to 1142 and encodes 379 amino acids. The record is from RefSeq and is a predicted model, not a curated record. The transcript is spliced from 5 exons. NCBI's taxonomy places the organism in Eukaryota, Metazoa, Chordata, Aves, Sphenisciformes, Spheniscidae. Gene Ontology annotation, molecular function: protein binding.
AAAUGACAACCAAAGUGUUCUGGCUCCUCUGCUUUGUCAUUAGAUCAACUUCCAGCUCAGUGGCCGGAUCCCUGCCCUAUGCCGAGAAACCCGGUCAGGCUCUCAGCAAAGCAGCUUAUGGUUCAGCAGACGCUGCACCUGGCCAAGUCAAACUGCCAGCCUGGGGCACCAGCAGCGCCAGAGAGAAUCACACGGAACACUGGCUUCUGUCUCUUGCCGACCCGCAGCGGCCAAGACCUUCUGAAAUCAUCUCCCUCUCAUCAGACAAAAAGAAACGCACCAAGCCUUCUCUAGAAAACAGCACAGGGCUGAGGAAACACCUCUUGCAGUAUGGAGGGGCCCUACCUCUGGAGAGCCCGACUGAGGGGCCUUCUCCUGCCUCCUUUGACUUCAAUCAUGCAAACAGAAAGCACGCGGAUAGACGGCUGGCUGAGGCUGCCAACAGCAUGUCAGCUCUCUUCCAUCACGCAGCAUCUUCCUAUCAAAAGAUGACGUCCUUAGUGGAGGCUCAUCCUUUUCCAGACUCCGGAGCAGUAGAGUCAGAUGAUCGUAACGCGCUGGAUCACUUCAACCGACCAGGCAAGAUAAUCCCCUAUAAACGUACUGAUCCCUUGAAAAAGAUCACCAAACCCUCCUGGGUCACCAACCGCCAGACAUCCAGCUUGCCAUACGACUUCAGCGUGCCGAAGAAAGAUGGCGCAUGUCUGACCGAGUGCAGGAAAGAGAGAGACGAAGUGGAGGCCUACUGCGCGAGUGAAUUCGCAGUGAACGGAAUUGUUUAUAACGUGGAAAGACUGGGGAACGGCGUCCACUUGAUUACGCUUUUGGUAAACGGCGAUGGAUUGUACAAGAUGAGUCGCUUGUAUAUUACUCCUGAUGGCUUCUUCUUUCGAGUUCACAUUCUAGUUGUGGAUACUUUAAACUGCAGUAAACCGUGUCCAGACUUUAAACUUGGCAGUAGAUACAUUGUGAUGGGUCGGAUCUACCACAAGAGACGGCAGAUCCCUGCAAACCUGCUGCAGUUCCUGCGAGGGCGCCUGAGGCCAGGGGAUGGCUUGCUUAGAAGCAGCAGCAGCUACGUGAAGAGGUUCAACAGGAAGAGGAAUCGCAAAGUGCAGGUGGCUCACUCUAAAUGUAGAUAAGGCUCCAGUAACCUCCGUUUAGGACACGGGCAGCAGCAGAAUUCACCUACCAGAAUAAACCUGGCCAUGGUUUAGCAACAGUGGGAGGUAGUUCUCCUUUACCUCUGAAACUGGUUGUGAUAGGACACUUGCUUUGGUGCUUUAGCAAACACUAACUGAAUGUUUUGCCUAGGUACCUAUAUAUUGUGAAGCUCAGCACAGAAGUCAGUCUAGGGGACGGUAACUGGUCAGGAAUUUGCUCCAGCUGUUUUCAGAGCCACAGGUUAUUAUCGCCUCCCCUGCUGUAAUGUACCCAUAAUAAUCUGUAGUAAUUGUAAAGUAAAACUCUGGAGGCAUUGUUCUAGGCACGCAAGAAGUAACUGCACUUUCAAACCCUUAACCCUGAACAAACGUUAGAUGAUACCGUAGCUUUAUCUAUAGAGGAUGUCCAUUGUGUUUCACACAGUUCUGCCUGAAGUAUCACGUGCAUUUGAUUCAAAAGAAACCGACAAAACUUAA